GAGCGGGACCCUAGUAUGUUUCGAUCAGUUCUGAGUGGCAUGUCUUGCACUGCGGUUUAGUCGGAGGUGCUCAAAUCUUAAAUACAAUUUAGCGUUCGAUAAAAAUAAGCGGCGGUGUUUAGGAACAUGAUUGUUCCUCAUGAUAACGUACCAGUUUCGUUGCGUAAACCUCCAUAUACCAGAGAAUUGUUAUUACACGAGAGCGCCUCCACAAUGGAACAGAGUAUUCCCAAGAACCUCAACCCUCACAUGUUCCGCGAGUGUGAAGAAGAUUCAGCUCUAACGAAUGGUCCUGAUCCGGUGGAAAGUGAUCCGUCGACCAAAGAGGCCUUUGGCUCCACUGCCGUAGCUAUUUCGUCGUCACCCUCCACCACUAGCACCACCAAAGUGACGCUGAGUUUUAGUGUUGACCGUCUUUUGGCCUCCGAACCUGUUAGGUACCACUGGAAGAACUCUUCAUCUGCUUCAACAGGGUCAUGCUGCGAUGGUGGUAUCUUUUGUUUUUGCUCGUCCCCACAUUGUUUUAGCCAAGAGAAACUCGUAACUCUAAAAAGGGAACACACUCAGGUCCCCGCAAGUACGGUACCGGCGCCAACGCACGCAUACCGCUAUAUGGGACCUGAUCAAGUAUAUCCUACCCUGUAUACUGGUUACAAAUCAGUGAUAAGACCGACGCCAUUAAGGGCAGCAAGUCACGCAGCGGAAACCAAUUAUCCCGAUCUGGCCGCAAGAGCUCUACUGCGCCUUCAUCAACAUCAAAAAGAACAGCAUCAACAUCACAACCCACACAUCCACAAGAUUUCGAGUGUGCAGUUUACGCAGCACCAGCGAUUUCUGGGCAAGACGCAGCAGCAAAACGGCGAUAUCACUCCUAAGUCGCCCAAAUCCGCCAUUGUGAAACAAAAUGUAAGCCCCCCACAACAGGGAAACAGCAACACUUUUGGAGGCAACAAUGGGAAGCGCAAACGCUCCUGGUCGCGAGCCGUCUUUACGAAUUUGCAGCGCAAGGGUUUGGAGAUCCAGUUUCAGCAGCAAAAAUACAUCACCAAGCCUGAUCGCCGAAAGCUAGCGACUCGACUGAACCUCACCGACGCUCAGGUUAAGGUGUGGUUCCAAAACCGUCGCAUGAAGUGGCGGCACACGCGGGAGAAUCUAAAAAGCGGGCAGGAAAAGCAAAGUACCGUACCAGCACCCGAAAGUUCCGUGAAAGCUUUUACGCAAUCGGAAGGUAGUACUCACCAUGUAGCUAUCGAUUACAGUUCUGAUAGUUGUUCUAGCGUGGAUCUAAGUGAAGAGCCCGAUGACGAUGAUAAUAUUGAGAUUAAUGUGGUGGAGUAGGCCCAAAUGUAUAUGUUCGUUUUAUGCAAUGUAGAUGUAUUUACUUUAAUCGUUAAUAGCCGUAAUUUAGAUAAAUAAACUAAAAAGAUUUAAUUUA
Molecule: messenger RNA, 1435 nt
Organism: Drosophila biarmipes
Lineage: Eukaryota; Metazoa; Arthropoda; Insecta; Diptera; Drosophilidae
Gene: H2.0
Product: homeobox protein H2.0
Exons: 3
Coding region: 127-1338 (403 amino acids)
Biological process (GO): regulation of DNA-templated transcription
Molecular function (GO): DNA-binding transcription factor activity, RNA polymerase II-specific; sequence-specific DNA binding
Source: RefSeq, a predicted model, not a curated record